AUGUUCUCUGAAUAUGCCUCGCGCUUCCUGGCGCAAUCUCAAAGUCGUCUCUCCUUCACUCAAGCUGAUCCAGAUGCUCGCUCUCGCAAUCCCCUCGAUCGCCGACGUCAACCUGCCUCGUCCUCUCGCUACGUCCAACGCACUCCGAUGCCCACACCUUAUCAGCACUCGGCAUCAGCCUCAUAUCUAUCUCGCUUUCCAUUCGCUUCUCGUCCGCGACAUGACGACCAUGUGCCGCUAUUCCAGGGCAUCGACCAGGAAGAUGCAGAGACACAACACGAGCGUGAGAUGGCAGAUUAUCUAGCUCUACAAAGGUCUCGCCGCAACUUCAUCCCCAGUCAUCUUACCGAGUCGUCCGAGCUUGAAGACCACACUCUCGAGUUGUCAGAUAUUGCUUCGCGAGCUAGUUUAUCCGCUUCAAAACAAAAGUCAGCUAUGGUCGAUGUCGAACUUGACUCUACCGAUAACGACGAUGGCUAUUCCGACUUUGAUAGCAUCGACAGGGAGCUCGAUGCUCGUCCACCCGCUUUCCAAACAUUCCAGCCUUCAGUGCCUCCUCCACAGUCUACCUUUCUUCCGCAAGAGACGGAUCCAGAAACAGCCUAUGCUCACCCGAGGCCACCUAGUCCGGACGGCGAUAGUGUCCCGCCGACAGUCAUCCUCCCAGCACCUGAGCCACCACGACAUGAUGUCUUCUGGUCCCAGCUAUACAAGAUUUGCGUCUUUGCCAUGUUUGCGACCUUCAUACUGGUCUGGUUCCAUACUUCUUCACCAAACUCCAAGAAGCCCCUAGGCGACACCAUUUAUUCUGCUUUGACGUCUUCCAUCAAUCUUCUGCUUUGGGAUACAGUCAUCACAGUCAUAGUCGCAAUGCUCUGGCUGGCCCUUCUUCGCGAGUACGUCCGCGUCCUGGUUUUCCUGAUGCUCGUCUCAGUUCCCGUCAUUCUGUUCUCCUUCUCACUGUACCCUUUCAUCUCAAGUUAUAAGGGCGCUUGGCACGGAAGCAGCGUGCAGGACAAGGUCAUGCGCUGGUUCUCUUUCGUUCCAGCAGUCAUCGCUUGCGUCUGGGUUUACUCGGUCUACAAAGGUCGUCGUUCGCUCGGUAAAGCGAUUGGCAUACUCGAAUUCGCAUGCCGCAUCGUCACCGCAUCUCCAAGUCUGACUCUGCUAGGAUUCGGCACGCUGGGCGUCGUGGUCUGCUUCACCUGGAUCUGGAUGGGCAUGUUCACCAGACUCUUCCUGGGUGGCCAUAUGUCAAAGCUCCAAACCUUUAUCAUCGAUCUCAACACAUGGUGGUUGGGCUUCUUCUUUGUUAUGGUCUACCUUUGGACUCUGGGCAUUAUUGCUGGUGUGCAGAGGGCAACAACUGCUGCUACCGUUUCGCAGUGGUACUUCCAUCGUCUCAGUGUUCCCGCACCGUCGUCAACCACAGUCGUUCGAGCCUCUUUCAUGCACGCGGCAGGACCUAUGCUCGGCACGAUCUGCCUCUCCACCUUCUUGUCGCUGCUUAUCCGCUUACCUCUGAUUAUCCUUCCUCGUCGCAUUGCUAGCAUUGUGACUCUUUGCGCCUUCUCCAUGGUACCGACGUCGCUUGCUGCCCUCACCAACCCGCUAACACUUACCUACGCUGCCAUUCACUCUCAAUCUCUGAGCAUCAGCGCUAGAGGCUUGUCACAGCUACGUUUUGUCUCCAAUACCUCGCCCACAACUACACUCAACCCUUCCGUCUUCGCGGCACAUCCAGGUUCUGGCGGCACCAUGAUGCCCUACCGUCUAGCAAAGCUAUUGCUCCACGCAACCCGCUUCAUCAUGUCGUUUGCCCUAGGCUUUGGAGGCUGGGUAUCUACAGCACGCAAUGUGCAGUUGGCUGGCGGUGGCUUCAAGGGCAGUCUCUACGCUUACAUUGUAGGUCUGAUAGCAGCUACAAUCGGCUGGGCAGUCCUGGGAGCCAUCGAAGGCGUUAUCGGCGGUGUGGUGGAUGCAAGCGUUGUCUGCUGGGCCAGCGAGACAGGUGGCAGAGGAGGAGCAGGCGAAGCGAGAUACUGCCGUGAAGCAGGCGAGCUCUUUGGAGAGGGAGAUUAUUAG
Molecule: messenger RNA, 2085 nt
Organism: Aureobasidium musti
Lineage: Eukaryota; Fungi; Ascomycota; Dothideomycetes; Dothideales; Saccotheciaceae
Source: the annotation of a GenBank genome assembly